AUGGCUUCGUCGUUCCAGUUGUGGCAUAAGUGGAUUGUCUGGCCACUUUUCCACCGAGCAGGCCAGAAGAGAUUCGAGUCUGUGCUGACUGGACUCUGUCGACGGCGCUGCCUUCAAGCGCACAACUCGUGCCAACCAGUUGUCCCAGACUGUGUCUGCGAAUGUUGUGUGAAAGCGGACAACCACGGGACCGACUUUUCCGACUCAUCAAGCCCGACUGCCAAGGCAGAAGAGCCAAAGUCAGCGCUUCUGCAAACGUUGGCCACUUUUGCGACAGCUUUGGGCCGUAGCAGGCCGGCACGAGACAACGGAAUGCUUAUGAAGCUGUUCCGACGCGAGGUCCGGAUUGAUAACUAUCACGGCUGA
This is a messenger RNA of Protopolystoma xenopodis, 366 nucleotides long. Lineage: Eukaryota; Metazoa; Platyhelminthes; Monogenea; Polystomatidea; Polystomatidae. The record is from the annotation of a GenBank genome assembly.